Messenger RNA from Macrosiphum euphorbiae (potato aphid), 1278 nucleotides. NCBI's taxonomy places the organism in Eukaryota, Metazoa, Arthropoda, Insecta, Hemiptera, Aphididae. The record is from the annotation of a GenBank genome assembly.
AUGACCUGGGGUUUUGUCACUUGUGGCCCUAACGAGGCUUUGGUUAUAUCAGGAUUUUGUUAUGGUAAACCUAAUUUGGUACCUGGUGGAAGAGCAUUUGUUUGGCCCGUUAUACAAUAUUGUCAGAGAAUUUGUUUGAACACUAUGACAAUACAAGUUGAUAGUCCCAAGGUAUAUACUAUCCAAGGUGUGCCAUUAUCAGUUACUGGUAUAGCUCAGGUAAAAAUACAAGGGCAAAAUGAAGAAAUGCUUUUAACAGCAUGUGAGCAGUUUUUGGGGAAACCCAAGCAGGAGAUUCAUGAAAUUGCAUUGCAUACUCUUGAAGGUCAUCAACGAGCAAUUAUGGGUUCUAUGACUGUAGAGGAAAUUUAUAAAGAUCGUAAAAAGUUUAGUAAACAAGUAUUUGAAGUAGCAUCUUCAGAUUUGGUUAAUAUGGGUAUAACUGUUGUUUCAUAUACAAUAAAAGAUAUACGAGAUGAAGAGGGUUAUCUUAGAGCUCUUGGGUUGGCAAGAACUGCGGAAGUAAAACGUGAUGCUCGUAUCGGAGAAGCUGAGGCAAAAAGAGAAACAACAAUUAAAGAAGCAAUGGCAGAAGAAGAAAGAAUGGCAGCCAAAUUGAUCAAUGAUACAGAAAUUGCCAAAGCUCAAAGAGAUUUUGAACUUAAAAAAGCAGCAUAUGAUGUAGAAAUUCAAACAAAGAAAGCUGAAGCAGAAUUAGCUUUUGAACUUCAAGCUGCAAAAACAAAGCAACGUAUAAAAGAGGAACAAAUGCAAAUUGAUGUUGUUGAAAGAACACAACAAAUUGCUGUCCAAGAACAAGAAAUUCAAAGGCGAGAACGUGAGUUAGAAGCUACUGUAAGAAGACCAGCAGAAGCCGAGAAAUUCCGACUAGAAAAAUUGGCUCAAGCAAAUAGAACUCGAAUUAUAUUGGAAGCUGAAGCUGAAGCUGAAACACUCAGGCUUAAAGGAGAAGCAGAAUCAUUUGCCAUCCAAGCAAAAGCCAAAGCUGAUGCAGAACAAGCAAUGAAAAAAGCAGAAGCAUGGAAAGAAUACAAAAAAGCUGCCAUUAUUAAUAUGGUUCUCGAAGCAUUACCAAAGCUUGCUGCCGAAGUUGCAGCCCCUUUCGAGAAUACCAAAAAGGUUACAAUGGUGGCCAGUGGUGAUGGGGAUGUGGGGGCUGUUAGAUUAACAAAUGAAAUUAUUCAAAUUGUUAAUAAAGUACCAGAAAUGGUUACUACUCUAACUGGAGUUAAAAUAAAUGAUGUCAUGAAUAUGUAA